Molecule: messenger RNA, 573 nt
Organism: Theobroma umbraticum
Lineage: Eukaryota; Viridiplantae; Streptophyta; Magnoliopsida; Malvales; Malvaceae
Product: 7,8-epoxymelianol synthase CYP88A154-like
Biological process (GO): brassinosteroid homeostasis; sterol metabolic process; brassinosteroid biosynthetic process
Cellular component (GO): endoplasmic reticulum
Molecular function (GO): ent-kaurenoic acid monooxygenase activity; iron ion binding; heme binding
Source: RefSeq, a predicted model, not a curated record
AUGGCUAUUAAUAUUCCAGGUUUUUCCACCGGGAAGUACUACCGUGACUUGAACAACGGAUUAAUAUCUAUGGCUAUUAAUAUUCCAGGUUUUUCCUUCCAUAAAGCUCUUAAGGCAAGGAAAAUGCUAGUUAAGAUCGUUCAAGGUGUCCUGGAUGAAAGGAGAGCAAGGAAUAAGAUUGGUCGUGACCCAAUUAAUGAAAAGAAAGGCGUGAUCGAUCUGUUUAUGGAAGUUGAAGAUGAAAAGGGCCAGAAGUUGGUAGAUGAGGAUAUAGUUAAUCUACUGCUUCUGUUCCUGGUAGCCGGUCAUGAGAGCUCGGCCUCUGCUGUUACGUGGGCAACCAUAUUUCUUCAUGACAAUCCAGACACACUACAAAAAGCUAAGGAAGAGCAGGAGGAAAUUUUAAGGAGAAGACCAUCUGGACAGAAGGGGUUGAAUCUCAAGGAAAUAAGACAAAUGGAAUAUCUUUCAAAGGUGAUUAAGGAGACAUUGAGAAUGAUUAAUCUCCUGUUUGCCAAUUUUCGGGUGGCAAAAGCUGAUGCUAACAUCAAUGGUAUAGUGUUUGAUUCCUAG